AUAGCCAUUAACGCAAAAUAAAUUAGACAGCUUUGGCGGCCUCUUUUUCUUCUCCUGUUAAUAAUUAUACUUAGCAUUAUGUAAAGGUUCAUUAUAAUUCUACGGAGUUUUGGGUGCUCGAAGAAACCGCCGCUUUGACAGCUUGACGACAAAGAUCCCCUUUCCUUUUCUUGUCUUCCUCAUUCCUCAUUUACGUGCAUGUAAGGGAAAUUCGUUGCUUUCGAGGCAAGGAUGAGGCCUGGAUUUCCUGAAUUCCUUUCUUCUGCCCACCCUUAUUUCGCUUCGUCUGAGUCGGGAAAGAAAAGAAACACAAGGCCAGCUUCCCUUUUCCAUUUCCCAAAAGGAAAGCUCGCCUUCGCUGUUAAGAUUCUUAUAAAUCGUUUUAUCCAUUUCGCCUAGAACCCAUUAUCGAGUUUGAGAUCAGUCAAUCAAUCAAUCGUGGCGAUGUCGUUUCCAAUCCCAUUCCAUAAAUCCGCAUUGUCGCUGUUGCUGCUGCUCCUCGUCGUUCUCUUCUCCUCUUCCUCCACCAGCGGAUCACAGCAGCAAUUAUCCGCCACUCGAUUGCGUUCCGAGGCCGAUCCAUGCGACAGUACCCCCCAACCCAGUUCAUGUCCUAUCAACUGCUUCAGGGCUGACCCCGUUUGCGGGGACGAUGGAGUUACCUAUUGGUGCGGCUGUGCCGAUGCUCAUUGCGCGGGGGCUAAAGUUGUCAAAAUUGGAUUUUGCGAGGUUGGUAAUAGUGGUGGAAACGGAUCUUUCCCUGGUCAGGCUCUGCUAUUGGUGCAUAUACUUUGGCUCAUUGUUCUGGGCUUCUCUGUUUUGUUCGGCCUCAUCUGAUUUUCCCUUUUUUUCUUUAACAAGAACAAAGAGAGCUCUUUUUAAAUCGUCAGUUUUUUUUUGAAAGUUACGGAUGACAAGUGUAUACGUGAGCAUUUAUGUAAGUAAAGCAUUAGAUUUUUCAUUUCCUGUCCAUCAUUGUUACUCUGUUCAUCUCUUAAUAGUUCAGUUCAACCUUGUUUCAUGUCUAGUUGUUUAAGAACUAAGAUUUUUGCUAAUUCCUCUUUGUUUUAUAA
Theobroma umbraticum is the source of this 1073-nucleotide messenger RNA. RefSeq lists its product as uncharacterized. Lineage: Eukaryota; Viridiplantae; Streptophyta; Magnoliopsida; Malvales; Malvaceae. The record is from RefSeq and is a predicted model, not a curated record.